Pezoporus occidentalis (night parrot) is the source of this 1459-nucleotide messenger RNA. RefSeq names its product eukaryotic translation initiation factor 4E family member 2 (gene EIF4E2). Gene Ontology annotation, molecular function: RNA 7-methylguanosine cap binding; translation initiation factor activity. Gene Ontology annotation, cellular component: eukaryotic translation initiation factor 4F complex; cytoplasm. The coding region runs from base 233 to 961 and encodes 242 amino acids. The record is from RefSeq and is a predicted model, not a curated record. Lineage: Eukaryota; Metazoa; Chordata; Aves; Psittaciformes; Psittacidae. The transcript has 7 exons. Gene Ontology annotation, biological process: translational initiation.
CGGAUGCGAUGAGUCACGGGGCCGCGCGCGCAGCUCCGUUCCUGCCCCCCGAGCCCGGCCCGGCCCGGCCCGGCCCUGCUCAGGAGGCGCUGCCUGGCUCCGAGGCGUGGGGGCAGGGGUCCGGCGGCGCCAGGCUCUGCUCGUGGCGGAGCAUCCCCCAGCGCGCACGGCCGUGCGGCGGGCCGCCUUUUGGCCCCGUUUUUCCCUCUUCUUUUCCGGCCCUUCGCAAGGAAUGGGUUUGAAAGAUGAUGACAGUGGAGACCAUGACCAGAAUGAGGAGAACAACACACAGAAAGACAGUGAGAAGGAAAAGAACGAUCGAGAGAAACCACAGAGUACCACCAAGAGGAAGGCUGUUGUGCCAGGGCCAGCUGAGCACCCCUUGCAGUAUAAUUAUACCUUCUGGUACUCCAGACGAACACCUGGGAGACCCACCAGCUCACAGAGUUACGAACAGAACAUCAAACAGAUUGGCACCUUUGCCUCCGUGGAGCAGUUCUGGAGGUUUUACAGUCACAUGGUACGUCCUGGGGACCUGACAGGCCAUAGUGACUUCCAUCUUUUCAAAGAAGGGAUCAAACCUAUGUGGGAGGAUGAUGCCAACAAAAAUGGUGGUAAAUGGAUUAUCCGCUUGCGAAAGGGCUUAGCAUCACGAUGCUGGGAGAAUCUCAUUCUGGCAAUGCUGGGAGAACAGUUUAUGGUGGGGGAAGAAAUCUGUGGGGCAGUCGUCUCUGUCCGAUUCCAGGAGGAUAUUAUCUCAAUAUGGAACAAGACAGCCAGCGACCAAGCCACGACAGCCCGGAUACGCGACACGUUACGAAGAGUGCUCAACCUACCUCCCAACACCAUCAUGGAAUAUAAAACACACACCGAUAGCAUCAAUCUUCCAGGCCCUGGUGACAGAGGCUCUUUAACAAGACUAGAAGAUCACGGUGCACAGAGAGGACAGCUGUAUUUUUAAAUAAACCUAUUAUAGCUUACCAUACCAGGCCAUUCAGGGUGACUUUUAUAUUCCACAGAGUGACAAAAGAUCGCUUAUAUAGGUAUUAGUUAGAGGUGAAUAAUGUAUUUUUUCCUUUUGUUUUUCUUAGAUGUAUUGUAAACCAAUACACUGAUUAGUAAACUCGUAUUAAAGUAUAUUGGGUUAAAUUAACACUUGAAAAGGUGUACCCAGAAAAAGAGGUGAAAAAAAUUUGAAAGACAUUGAUAGAGCAGUGAGCUUGCCAAUCUAGCUCAAUCACGGUGCAAGUACCUUUCAUGACUUCCAUUGUGCUAGUUUGUCCUCUCCACAUAAUGAUUCUGUCAUCAGUGUGCUGUCAAACAGUUUUGAGAUCAGUCCUGAUUUUAGCAGACAGCUAGCUUCCAGUUGUAACCAGUUUUGAGUGUGGGUCACAAGGUGCAGAGGUCUUGUUUAACCGCCUGUAGGCAGCUAGUGUUUCAUGUGGCCCUCCCUCCUUCC